Molecule: messenger RNA, 6426 nt
Organism: Phycodurus eques (leafy seadragon)
Lineage: Eukaryota; Metazoa; Chordata; Actinopteri; Syngnathiformes; Syngnathidae
Gene: ccm2
Product: CCM2 scaffold protein
Exons: 10
Coding region: 2336-3715 (459 amino acids)
Biological process (GO): vasculogenesis; heart development
Source: RefSeq, a predicted model, not a curated record
UGACUGGCCGGCUAGCAUGCUAACCCGCCUUUGGCGAGGCAAGUGAAAUGUAUUUGGAAUCAUUCGCAUUACAUAGACAAGGUAACGCGAUGUGCAUUUCAAAACCAAGAGCGGAAGACAUUUAAAAAGCAAGUAGUCGAGUUUGUCGUCCAAAGUUAAGCCCGUCUCCUAAAAUGACUGAUUUUCUUUUUCUCGCACCUUGGCACAAUUGAGGGUACAAUCGGAUUUAGUAAACCUUAACCUCAGUUUAGUAAUCCGUUCCCUCAAUUUUCCAAUCUGUACCCUCAGUCUAGUCAAAUGUCUGGGGCUCCGUAUACCAGCGUAUCUGUAUCUGUCAAGUCAAUUCGAUUUGGAUGUUAUAUUCCUCCUGGUGUGAAUUCUGUGAAUAAAUUGUCAUGUCGUGAUAUAGCCUACAUCCCGGUUUUUGUUUUUCAACUGAGAGGCAAUAAUAAUGCUGCGGUUCGAGGGGGUUGAUCGAUAUGUAGGACUACUAGCAGGAUCGGCUAGAAUUGUUUCCUUUCGCUUUCCGUGCUUUGAAGCAUUCGCUCUAUCAUGACAACCUUUUUAUCCCCGACAUAUUUUGACUUUAGUGUGGUCUUUUCUGGCGCGUAGCUGCCACCAACGGGGUCCGUCCUAGUUGAGUUGAGUCCUCGCCCGAGAAGUUCGCAAACAGACAAAUGCGUCUGUGAUGGAUCGAUCAAGCAAUGCAUACAGAGCCCCAGACAUUUGCUUAACCGAGGGAACAGAUGAUCAAUUGAUUAGAUUUUUCUCAUACCUCGGCACCAGGGGGGCUCCUCCGUACAUUAGAGAAUGCACGUUAGCAAAUAACCUCGGGUCAUAUUUAUCUUUAUUGACCCAAAGUAACAUCACCCUGGUUCAGACCAAGACCACUUUUAUCAUAUACUGAAGGCAUAAAUUAUAUUUGCUCAAGGAAAUAAAUGUUGUCUUUUUUGUCUCCCCCCCCCCAAGUGAUGCAGUUCUCGUCAGCUAUUGCUUGUUGUAAAAGUUGGCAGCGGUGUUGUUUGUGUAAGCAAUGCACAUCGACUGGGAUGCACUUUGAACUACGAAAGCCGCACAAAAAAGUAUUUUUUAAAUCAGCCUGACAAUUCCAAGGUUAGUUGCCCAGCUGUUUUAGAAAUCAACCCAAUAAUUAGGGCUGCACAAUUACGGCUCAAAUAAUUGGAUCAAUAUUGUAAUCGCGAUAGUCACAUGAUGAUGUAGUGGUACAUUCGUCUGACAUUGGUGAGUGCAGCGGGGUCAGUUCCCACUCGGUGUCGGUGUGAAUGCGAGUCUGAAUGCUUGUCUGUCUCUCUAUGUGCCCUGCGACUGACUGGCGACCAGUUCGGGGUGUAGUCCGCCUUUCGCCCGGAGUCAGCUGGGAUAGGCUCCGGCGCCCCGUAACCCUGAAUAGGAUAGAAGUGCUGGAGACGAUGGGGGUAAUGAUGAUAAUUAAUCACAGUUAUCAUGUUAGGGAAAACAUCUGUCUUUUUAUUGCACUACUUUUUAACAAACUAUAUACAGUGCAAAUAUUUUCAUUGCAAAAUGAAACUUUCCAACAAAUGAAGGAUCAUUUUAGAAUAAAUAAUAAUAAUGGAAAAAAACCUCAAAUGAACAAGGGCUCACUGAAUCAAUAUGCAAUUGUCACUGAAACGAGUCCAAACAACGCAUGUCCACCCCUCUUGAGGCAGCCACGAUGCUCGGCAUGACUCGCUCUCAUCAGUCCACCCAGCGAUUUUAGGAUCCGCUUCGGGGUGCGCUCGCUUCUCAUUUAGGCAGCUUAAGAAAGCCUUUAGUAUGCGUUCGCCCCCUAGUGGUUGACGCAACUCGCUUGGGGAAGCGCUCGAUGAGAUGUGCGGGACAGCUCGCGUUUUAAAGGUCAAUAUUGCUGAAGAUCGGGUUAAUUUAAUCGCGCCAGCCAAAGUCGUGGAUCACAAUUAAAAUCCGAUAAAUUUUUGCAGCCCCGCUAAUCAUAAACAUGAACCAUAAGAAAUGGGAUCAAAUACAAAAGCUGUGAACUCGCAUUUCUCCAGCAAACGUACAAUGUUAAUGCACCCGUGGCGUGGAGCCGCACCGCGUUGAAUAAUGCAGCAGCAGUCGUCGGCAGAGUUGUUCCGUAGAGUCUGCAGUCAAGUUUGAGCGGCGCUGUCAUCACCGGACGCUGCGGCGGUCCGCUUCCUCUUCUGGCGUUGUCGUUUCGUGGCAAGGCGCUUCCCUUUUGUGCUGUUGUGGCUCGCGUGUCUCAGCUGUCACUUUGUGCUAGCGUAGCCGCGAGGCAACAGGUGAUUACACAGAAAACAACUGAACUCACAACGCGAGUCUGCUAGGAUCCGGCUGCAUGGAGUACGAGCCUGGCAUCGUGUCGCCCUUCAAGCGGGUCUUCCUGAAGGGCGAAAAGGGACGGGACAAGAAGGCGCAGGAGAAGUCCGCAGCGCGCCGGGCCCUCCACACCGUCUCUCUCCCGCAACCCGACCACCGCAUCGACCCCGACAUUCUGCUCAAUGAUUACAUCGAGAAGGAAGUCAAAUAUUUGGGCCAGCUGACAUCAGUGCCAGGAUACUUGAACCCAUCGAGCAGGACAGAAGUCCUGCAGCUCAUUGACAAUGCGAGAAAGUCUCAUCAAUUGGCGGGCCAGCUGACGUCUGAGCAGGACGCCGUCGUGAGCUUGUCGGCGUACAACGUCAAGCUGGUGUGGCGAGACGGCGAGGGCAUCAUCCUGAGGGUGCCCAUCCACGACAUCGCCGCCGUCUCUUACAUCCGGGACGACUCUUUGCACCUCGUCGUCAUCAAGACGGCCCAGGAAUCCGGAGGCUCUCCCUGCCCCAGCUCCUGUCCCGAUCUCAACAAAUCUCAGACGCUGAGCUCCUUGUCGGAGAGCGGGGCCGUGCUGAUGGAGGUGUGCUGUCUGCUCGUCCUCGCCGUCGACAACAAGGCAGCAGCAGAGGAGUUGUGCCUUCUGCUCAGCCAAGUCUUUCAGAUCGUCUACACCGAGUCCACCAUCGACUUCUUGGACAGAGCCAUCUUUGACGGUGCCACCACACCCACAAGACAUCUUUCCCUCUACAGCGAGGACUCGUCAAGCAAAGCGGACAUUAAAGAGUCGUUUGAAGGCGAGGCCGGCCCUUUUCCAUUCCAGGUGCCAAUGGAAGCAGACGGCAACUCCCCGUCGGCUUCCGGCCCCGCCUCCCCCCAGGUCAAGGCGGCGAGCGAAGGGGAGCUCAGCGCCACAGCUGCCGAGCUGCUCCAGGACUACAUGACCACGCUGCGCACAAAGCUGUCGUCCCAGGAGAUCCAGCAAUUUGCUGCGCUGCUGCACGAGUACCGUAACGGCUCCUCUAUCCACGAGUUUUGCAUUAACCUGCGGCAGCUCUACGGGGACAGCAGGAAGUUUCUACUGCUCGGCCUGCGUCCCUUCAUCCCAGAGAAGGACAGCCAGCACUUCGAGAACUUCCUGGAGACCAUCGGCGUCAAGGACGGCCGCGGCAUCAUCACCGACAGCUUCGGCCGCUACCGGCGUGCGGCCAGCUCCGCCUCCGACUCCACCGCCAACGGCAACGGGGCGGCGGGAAGCGGCGGAGACGGCGUCGCCUCCGACGAGGGCCCGGAGGAGGGGGACGAGACCUCGGAGGGCGACGAGUGGGACCGCAUGAUCAGCGACAUCAGCAACGACAUCGAAGCGCUCGGCUGUAGCAUGGACGGCGAAGGCGCUACGCCGUAAUGCCGCAUCCGGAACCGAUUGAUCGCAUGAUCACACUGAAGAUUAGUCCUCCUAUGCGGUCAAUCAAAUGCACUUACGGUGACGUGCGGUCGAUGUUUUGUUAUUUUUCUACACUUAUAGGCAGUAUCUGCCACCGCUGUCAGCAAUGUAGCGACAACUCGUUCCUCACACGUUGAUUAGGAUGAUUUUGUAUUAUUGCUGCAUUAUUUUUUGUUUCCCCUACAUGCCCCCCCCCUGCCAAUUUGCGGCCAUUUGUUUAUUUCAUUUGUCCUCUGUUACGUUGUGCUCUGAAACAUCCUCUAUUUUGAUCUUGAAUGAGACCAAUGUAAUAUCAGAAAAGUAGUUAAGUUAAUUGUAAGCCAUUUGUAACCAUUAAGCGCCGUCGUAGACAGAGGAAAAGCCCACUUCAACAAACAAUUUGCGGGCCCGAGCGUGUCCCUGGGCAAGACUCUUAACCCACCAUGCCCGCCCGUGUAUGAAUGCGGUCGGACGUUUGGCGGCAGUCGGAGGGGACGCAGGCGCGGAAUGGCAGCCGCGCUUCUGUCAGACCGCCCCCUGCGCGAGUAGUUUACGACCACCGGGUGCGGCUGUGGCGGGAAUGGUGUGUGCAAUCGUAAAGCGUAUUUGAGCGCCACGGGAAAGUGUCAUGCGCAAUUCUAAUUAUUUAUUCAUUACUGUACUACGUCACUAUUGUGACAAGGCUUUUAACACCAUCUUGUGGCACUUCAAGGUGUUUUCGAAAGCUAAAAGGAAAAACAAACCCAAAUCGGUGACAUUUCAGCAAAUAGCAGAGAUUCCCCCAAAACUUUGCGUUGGACUACGAUUCUCAUUUGUAACUUUCAAACAAUGCGUCCCAAACUGAGGCUCCGGGGACCCAAAGUGAUUCUCAAACGGGUUUCUUAACAAAAGGGCUUUUGGAUUUUGUGUGUGUGAGUAAUCAAUAGCUGAUGUAUGAUAUGGCAAUAUUUGAUUUUUUUGGUAGCCAAUUUAGGGGGAGACAUUUUUUCCCGGAAGAAUUUGGGAAACCCUCGAGUUCAAGUGUUUUGUUGUUUCAUCGGCGUUGUAUCAAUCCCCAAUUCGUGCCUUCAAAACUGUAGCACGGACGUGCGGUGGAAUCGUUGUGCAGAUGUUUAUUAAAGAACAGAUACUUUUUGAAGCUUUUUGGAACACUGUCGUCCUUCACGCCAACUUUUGCACAUUUGGCGUUUGGGACCGGGGCUUUCAGCGCGCACCGAUCGCGAUCUCUUUCGGACGAGCCUGAAAAUUCACUCGGCGUUCCGUCGAAGCGAAGUUUCCUCGGGGCUGCCGUAACGAAAGUAGCAGAGUAGGAGCAGGUUUCUUUCUGCUCUUUUAAUGACGACAUUUGGGAAGUCGGAGAACAUCUUACCAGUUCUCUCCUGAGCCGACUCGAGCGCCUCGGACACCCCCCUCCCGUCUGCGGCCGGCUUCCCGAGCCUCGGGAAGCGUCCGCCUCCACCCCGGCUUUCCGUCGCGGGUAAGAAGGUCUCCUGGUCCGCGGGGUCAGGAGACGAUCACCGGAAGGCGACCGGACCGGAACGGACGAUGCCGUUAUCGCACGGCUUCUUCACCGCACUUUCUGGAACAUUUGAAAGUUUUUGAUGCGCUCGACGAGAGGCGGGCAGAGAGAUGGACCAAUGGACUUUUCAGCGUGCCGGACGCGGCGCUUUCCCCCAUUCCUGACCUCAGGUUCGUUAAGCUCACGUUGAAAACUCGUCUGACAAUUUCUGCACUGUUGAACGUUUUCACUCAUUUUCAACAUUUCUUGAAAUGGAAAAUCAGCAGCAAGAGAGUGAAGCCUGGUUUGGCCUUUGCCGUUUGAAUGGCGCCUUCAGACUCCGUUACUGUACUUAAGUCGAUUUUGCAGGCGUCUGCCCUUCACUUGAGUAUUUCUUUUUCUGUUGACUUCGGACUUCUACUCCUUAGUUUGAAAACACACAUCUGUACUUCCUCGUGGAGAACCGAGGCAGUUCAAAUCUGAUCGUAGUCACUUGCUUGACUUUUACUUCCCCGUCGAAGCCAAGGAAUGCGCAUGUUGUAAUAAUUAUAAUAAUAAUGAUGCUAACGAUGAUGGCUAAAAGGGUUCCCCGGCUUUUUACAAGGCCAUUUGCGCCCCCGAUCAACCAGCAGGGAGCUCAUCGCGUCUAAUGACGGAUCCGGCCUUUGCAUGAAGCCCUCACGCUGCGGUCGGGUGCGGAAGCGUAAUGCCUCUCAAUCCCCCAUUUACACACAUUAAUAUAUUUAGGAAACAGAUAUUUAUUUCACUUUUGAUUUGCUAAAGUUUACUCUCAAAUUUCCCUAUCACAAAAGUGUCACAUACAUUGCUCGCUGUAACACUCACGCAAAGAAGAGACCUGAACCGAUUGCUGGCAUUGACCAGAAUGCUCAUAUCUCCAAAACCAUCCCUUUUCAGGUACCCCAGCCUUUAAUAAGAUGAAGAGAACAUUUGGAGCGCACACACGCAGAAGCUGCUGUUUGCCACAGCUCGUGCGCUACACUCGGUAGUCUUUUCUGGUUUUUUAAUUUUCAAAUAUGUUUACAAGGUGUUUAAAAAAAAAAAAAAGUGUUUUAACGUUGAGAUGUUUUUAAAGCGUGAAACCUUUGAAACGAUAUGGUCUGUAUAUUGCGGAUUUUCAACUAUUGCAGGUUGGUGUGGAAUAUAGCUCCCAAAAUGAGUGAAUAAAUCAUGUAAA